This is a messenger RNA of Danaus plexippus (monarch butterfly), 1418 nucleotides long. Its product is annotated as aprataxin and PNK-like factor. Bases 135 to 1370 code for a protein of 411 amino acids. NCBI's taxonomy places the organism in Eukaryota, Metazoa, Arthropoda, Insecta, Lepidoptera, Nymphalidae. Gene Ontology annotation, molecular function: DNA-(apurinic or apyrimidinic site) endonuclease activity; protein binding; 3'-5' exonuclease activity. The record is from RefSeq and is a predicted model, not a curated record. Gene Ontology annotation, biological process: double-strand break repair. Gene Ontology annotation, cellular component: nucleus; site of double-strand break. The transcript has 7 exons.
GUAACUUAAUCAGUCAACUGUCAAACGAACCUUGCGAUUUCAAAAGAAAAACAUUAUUUACAAAAUAUUUAAUAUUGUUUCCAACUCGGAUUCUUCUCUACCAGUGCUGUAUACAGACAAGAAAAAAUAAAGUCAUGACUAUAAAAUUAGUUCGUACGGAUACAAUAUCUCCUUGCAAAAUAAAUCUUCCCAAAGGUGAACAUGUUUUUGGUAGAGGAAAACUACUUGAUUGUAACGAUAAAAGGAUAUCACGAGAACACGGUCAGAUUAUCGUUUCUGAUGACUCAUUGACAAUUAAAUCUCUACAUCUAAAUCCUUGCUUUUUUCAAAAGAAGCAAUCCACACAAACUGAGAUUCUUAAACUAAAUAACACCACAGUUCUAAACAAUGGUGACAGAUUUGGCUUAUUACCUGACUCAUAUUGGUUUGAAAUACUUGUGUGUUAUGAUGAGAGUAAACAUUGUACCGAAGCUAACUCUGAAAAUGACACUGAAGAGUUGUGCUUGGAACAAGGUGGAUGUGAAACAAGGAGUGAAGUAAAAAAUGUACAGCCUAAUAUAAAUCUGAGUGGUACUGACAGUGAAGAUACCAAUGUUAGACCUGAAUCACCAUCUGUAUUAGCAAACACAGACAAUGGAGUAGGUGCACCAAACAACUGUGUAUGCCCGAGUGAGGGGAGUGGCUUAGCAGAGCAGUUGCACGGGUCAGAUGAUACACAGUCGGUGACACAGAAAGUGGAUGAUUUCAAACAAUCACCGAGUAAAAGGCCACACAGUCUGGACAAUAGUGAAGCAAAGAAAAUAAAAACUGAAGAAAAUACUGAAGAUGAACCAAAUAUGAAAACUGAACAAACAGUAAAAGAUGAACCUGCAAUCCCUGAGGAUAAUACGGAACCAGGUGUGAAACCAGGCUGCAGUACAGAUGAUACGCAACCAGCUCAGUGUGAUGAUAAACAAGGGCCAGUCAAACCUGCAAAGCCAAGGGAAAGAUGCAUGUUUGGUGCACAAUGUUACAGGCGGAACCCAACCCACUUGGAGCAGUACAGUCACCCGCAGGAUGCCGACUGGGGCGUAGGUGCGCGAGGAGUCUGUCCUUAUGGGGCCGCCUGCAGGAGACGGAACCUCAUGCACUGGAGCACCAACGACCAUCCACCAGGGGUCCUGCCACCGCCACGACCAGGGAAACGAAGGCCGAAGGCACCUGACGAGGAUGAUGUGCCACAAGAUCUGCCCAGCAAAAGGGUUCGGAAACCGGUUCUUAGACCUGACUGGGUCGGUUCAGACUCCGAGCCUGAAGAUCCAUACGGAACAGAUGAAUCUGACGAGUGGAAACCCGAUAGUAAUACCAAUUAUUCAGAUGAUUAUAUAUAACAUUCAUUAUUUUUUAAGUAAAAAUAUAAUUUUGUUACAUUAAAAAUG